UGUGAACUUCACGUACUUGCCCAGUCCUUUUUGAAUUAUAGGUUGGAUCACGCGCGGCAACUCAACACAGCCCUGCUAUUCCCGAGUUGCAUCAAAAGCGCUUGACCCUUUCCCCUGACUCCUUCUCAGCGAACCUGUCAUUCGCCUGGAAGGGUGUGGACGACCAAAAAAUGCAGUCGGAGGAUUACGCUCAGUCGCGGUCUCAACUGCCACCCGUCUACCAGCCGUAUCCGCCACCACCAGCGCAAGCACAAGCACAAGCACAAACACAGCCCAAUCAUCAGCAUUACCAACAACAGGCGCAGUCGCAGGCGCAGGCAUCAUCAGCAGCAGCGAGCGGCACUUCCCAGCCACCCAACAUCCGACCGCGACUCGAAACUGCGCGGAGCAAUGCAGAUCGGUUGCGCGUGCGCCAGCCAGAUGGGAAGGCAUACAAUCUGCGCGUACCGCCGCAACAGCUCCUGUCGCUGGGCGUGGGAGUGCCGCUCUUCUUUGAGUUUCUGUGGUUUUGCAUUGUGCUUGGCACCUGCGUCACGCUCUUCUACUCAAUCCCGAUGGUCGUGCUCAACAUUCAGGGAUCAUGGGCGGACAUUGACCAUGGGCUGGGCGGCGGAACCUGGAACAUUCGCAACUGCUCCAACACGUCGAAUCCCGUCAGUCUCGUCACAUCCAGUUUUAGUCCUGCGGCGUCAAACUACCAUCUGGUAGACUCGGACUCUACCAGCACCAAUGAGACGGAACUCGAGGCAGCGUACAACUGGUUCCUGGGCCACCGCUCCCUCGCGCCAGGCGCCGGCUAUGUCGUCAUUGAGCUCGUGAUGCUCAUCAUGGUCCUCAAGCUCGUGGUGGUGUGGCGCCGACGCAUUUCCGUGCGCGCGACCGUGUUUGCACGGGAGAUGCUCACUGCACGCCACUACACUGUGAUGGUGUCGGGCCUGGAACGCAACUGCACCAACACGGAAGAACUCGCCCAGCACUUUGCGCAGUGGGGGCCCAUUGCGCACGUUUCCAUUUCGCUCGACUCGAUGCGAGUCAUGCAUCUCAUGCAAAAGCACAAGGAGAUGAGCGUCGAACUGGGCUCGGCGUUGGCUCGCGAAGCUGCGCAAAGGAAUGGCACCUCCGACCCGGUUGCGCAGAGCGGGCUUCUUUCGCAGAUUCUGUGUGCCUUCCGAUCGCUGACGCACCGCGAGUCUCGCCAAGUGCGCGAAGAGCUGGCCGCCAUCGAUGCCAAGAUUGAAGAACUCAAGCAUCGGCGCGUCUUCCAUUGCACCGGAUACGCCUUCGUCACCUUCCGCAGCGCGGAUAGCGCGCUUUGCUGCCUCAUCGACCACAUGCAAAAGCCUAUUUGGGUGCGAUUCAAAGACUGGGUUGCCACGAGCUGGCUGUUUCGAGCGUACAGCCCUGCUGCCCCCUCCGCGUCGGCGUUGGCGUCGUCGUCGUCGUCAUCCGCCCACAACGAAGCCAGCCUGGCGUCAAAGGCUCCGCUUCUAACGAGAGGUAGCAGUUCGAGCCUGUCCGGCGGUCCCUACGCAAACAUGCACGAAGGACUCAUGUCCCCGCCGUCGUCGAACGCGCGCACCUCCGCUGAUCGCAGCUCUGCAGCGUACGCACUCCCGACAGCCAACAUUUUCGGCUUCAAACCAUCGCGCUUUGUCUUUCGCUCGACCCUGCGGCCAAAGCUGGAAGCCCCGCCGGAACCGUCCGACAUUAUCUGGGAAAACCUCCACAUCACGCUGUUUCAGCGCCUCUUGCGCAACUCGGUGACCUCCUUGCUGUGCGGGAUUGUGGUGCUGGCCGGCUUUGCGAGCGUCACCUCCCUGCUGUACUUUGAGCUCACAGAUGAUCACAAGUCGCACGUCGACCUGGGCGGCGUGGGCUCGAAGGUAAUCAACGCGCUCGUCGUCACCUUUGUCAACUGGGUGCUGGCCACGGUCGUCACCGCCUUGGGUCGCUGGGAACGCCAUCACACCUACUCUGGCUUCCAGAACACUGCCUUGGCCAAGCUCCUACUGGCCGGCUACGUCAAUUCCGGCUAUUCGAUUCUUGCCGCCUACUUGAUUGUGAGCGAAUGGGGCACCCACAACAGCCGUCGCCAGUUUGGAUCCAUCUUUUGGUACUCGAGCAGCGGGCAGCUGUCGGCUGCGUUGACGGCCAUCAUCUCCAACGCCGUGUUCAACUCGCUCAUCCAGUUUGUCAUGCCAGUGACACGGAUGCGCGAAUUUUUGGCGACGAGAACAGCGCUGACGCAAACCGAGCUGGACAAACGGAUGGCGCCUCGCGAAAUCAUGUUUGCCGCUCGCUAUGUCAACGCCAUUGUGAACAUGUCGGUCGCAAUGCUGUACGCAUUCCAAAUGCCGCUGGCGCCGCUCAUUGCCGUGUUCGCCGUGGGUCUGCAAUAUUGGGUCGACAAACGCAACCUGUUGCGCAUCCACAAGCGCCCUCCCCGGAUUGACCACCGCCUGUCGCUCCGCGCCCUCCAGUACAUCCCGUGGUGCAUCUACUUUCACGUCGUGCUGGGCGGCCUGGCGUUUGUCCUCGGACCGUGGUGCGGCAACGGCGAUGAUCUGCGCUUGAUUCUUCCCCAGCUGGGUGAAAUCAGCUUUACCUGGGCUUGGAUUUGGCUCAUGUCUGGGAUUGGCCUGCUGGCGGGAAUCAUUCGCUAUGUUCCUUGGAAGCGCUUCUUCCGCUGGAUUACCUGCUCUUGCUGCGGCCUAGCCAGCGGCAGGGGCGGCUCUGGGGACUCCUACGCAAACGACAUGACCGGACUGUCUGGACGGACGAUGCGGCGCUCUCGUGCCAGCUGGCCGAGCUCUCGGGACAGUGAGCCAUUGCUGCAAACCCAGCCACCCUCCGUCUCUCGCGCGUACCUAGUCCCAGCGCUCAGUCCGUACGAGAGCUCUGCGACCGAAGCAGACCACGCGACCAACCGAGGAGGCCAGGGGCCGCUGUUGGCGCAGGAUGUCCUUGCAGAUCCUUCCGUUACGCCCAGUCUCAAGCAAUUGGUGAGCGACGCCGUGAUUCGUCCGCCAUACGAGGUCAUUGUUGGCUCGCUCGAGGAGGAGUACCGGCCUCCAAUUGCCGUGGAUGACGUUGUUUUGCGCGAGACGCGAACCACCCUUGAAAUGUACUACGAGCUGCUGCGCGGCAAGUCGCAGACGCUGGUGCAAGCAUUCAGCGGCAGAACGGCCGACACUGUCUUGUCAAGCCCGCGCCGCCUCACUGUGGAUCGCAUUGCCGCAGCUUUCUCGCCGUCGGUGGCCGCAACCUCCUCGUCAGUCAACCUGAACACCUCGAGCAUCUCCACCACCUCCUCUGUCUCUGGCGGAAGCAGCUACAUUAACGUUAGCAGCGGCAGCGGCGGGGCCAGCCUCGUAUCACACGUGCCCUCGUCGCCGCACUCACUCACGCCCCGCCACCGUCGAUCUGGCAGCAUCAGCAGCGUCUCGUCAACCGUCUCUGGCGUCUCCAAUGUUUCCAACAUCCCCUCCCAGUCGAGCAGCAUUGCAGCCAUGAUUGCCGCGGCCAACGGCCUGGAAGACGAGGAGCAGCAGCAAGACCAAAUGUUGCGAUCUACCACGUCGUGGUCUAAGGGUGUGUUGCCGCGUGAUGAGUCGCGGAUGUGA
Molecule: messenger RNA, 3623 nt
Organism: Capsaspora owczarzaki ATCC 30864
Lineage: Eukaryota; Filasterea; Ministeriida; Capsasporidae
Exons: 2
Coding region: 171-3623 (1150 amino acids)
Cellular component (GO): plasma membrane
Molecular function (GO): nucleic acid binding; calcium-activated cation channel activity
Source: RefSeq, a predicted model, not a curated record